AUGACGCUGAAAGCUUUCCACUUUGCUGGAGUUGCCAGCAUGAACAUUACACUUGGUGUCCCUCAUAUCAAGGAAAUUUUAGACGCAGUGAAAAAGAUCCGUACACCUGUCAUCUUUGUAACACUUGAGUGUGAAACGAAUGUGAAAUUUGCAAGGUUGGUAGCAGGUCGGAUUGAGAAAACAAAUCUCGGGCAGGUUGCUGAGAGUAUAAAGAUUGUAAUGACUACAAGAUCAGCAUCUAUAGUUGUCAUGCUUGAUAUGGCCAUGAUUCAAGAUGCACACUUGUCUAUAGAUGCUAAUGCGGUAAAAGAAUCAAUUUUGCAAACUCGGGGAAUCAAACUGAAGCAAGAGCAUGUUAAGGUUUUGGAUGUCAGAAAAUUAGAAGUUGUUCCUGAAGAGGCUGAUAGGAGCAGACUUCAUUUUCGCUUCCACAAUCUAAAGAGUAUGCUCCCAAAUGUUAUAGUGAGGGGUAUAAAUACAGUUCAGCGUGUUGUCAUUAAUGAGGUAAAAGAAGAGAGAGAAGACAAUAAGUACAAGUUGCUUGCAGAAGGCACAGGGCUUCUAGCAGUAAUGGGAACCGAAGGAAUUGAUGGUUGUAAAACCACAAGUAAUGAUGUUUUUGAAGUGCAGAGAACGCUUGGCAUGGCACAGGGCUUCUAG
Messenger RNA from Prunus armeniaca (apricot), 660 nucleotides. Lineage: Eukaryota; Viridiplantae; Streptophyta; Magnoliopsida; Rosales; Rosaceae. The record is from the annotation of a GenBank genome assembly.